AUGGACACGUGGAACACCUGCGGGAGAGCAGGGGUGGGGUCACCCAGAGCGGUAGAUCCGAGCGGGGGAUACCCCAGGAGAUGGGGGUCGAGGAAAGUCCCCAGGGAGGAGAGAGAGAGGGAGGUUCACCCCCCUCAUCCCGGACCCGCCCCCCAAAAGAAAAAAGAAGAAGAAGAAAACAUGUCAGGACACAAAUGCAGUUAUCCCUGGGACUUACAGGAUCGAUAUACUCAAGAUAAGUCUGUAGUAAAUAAGAUGCAGCAGAAGUAUUGGGAAACGAAGCAAGCCUUUAUUAAAGCCACAGGGAAGAAAGAAGAUGAGCAUGUUGUUGCCUCUGAUGCAGACCUGGAUGCCAAGCUAGAGCUGUUUCACUCGAUUCAGAGAACCUGUUUGGACUUGUCUAAAGCAAUUGUACUCUAUCAAAAGAGAAUAUGUUUCUUGUCUCAAGAAGAAAACGAACUGGGAAAAUUUCUCCGAUCCCAAGGCUUCCAAGACAAAACCAGAGCAGGAAAGAUGAUGCAAGCAACGGGAAAGGCCCUCUGCUUUUCUUCCCAGCAAAGGUUGGCCUUGCGAAAUCCAUUGUGUCGAUUUCACCAAGAAGUGGAGACUUUUCGGCACCGGGCCAUCUCAGACACUUGGCUGACGGUGAAUCGCAUGGAGCAGUGCCGGACUGAAUACAGAGGGGCAUUAUUAUGGAUGAAGGAUGUGUCACAGGAGCUUGAUCCAGACCUCUACAAGCAAAUGGAGAAGUUCAGGAAGUCAGCUCUCAGCCUCCAGUCUGCCAGACCACUUUCUGCAAGCCAUCCCUUUGUCAUCCUGUAAUGGAAGAGAAUUAUAAUACAGAUGUGUGACUCGUAAUGUAUCAGUGUUUCAUCACCCAAGUACUUUCACAGUCUACUUCUGGAGGAUGACUCCUUCAUACCCAGAGGGUCUCUCACCUAGGAUUGCCAGUGGCCCAUCUUGCUCCACGGUGAGGUUCACAGAGAAGAUUAAAGUGUUAUUGUCUAAAGGAAGACAGCCUUGAAGAGGCAAUUCACCUGCUAGGAAGAUUAGCAUGUAUUUUAUAAUGCAGGGCUGUUUGGCUCUGCCUUUUCCCUCACGUGUGCCUCCUUUCCACAAUGUUCUUGGCUUUGCUUCUGUAUAGUCUAAGACCUAUUAAAGUGCUUUUCCUGAAAACAAAGAAGCAGUUUCUCCUCAAAGAUGAAAUCAGACAUCACUUUCAAUGUUGUUUCCCUUUCUUUUUUUGCUAUAAAGGCUUUCAAAAACAUGGAAUUGAGUUUUUGCUGAUAUGGCACUUUACACAAGGAUGGGAUGCUAUCUGAGGAGUGGUAGUCAGUGGGGAUAGGAAUGAGGAGGAACUUGGAAAUAAGGCAGAUGUUGGAGGUACCAUGCCAGGCCUUUCGGGGAGAACAAUGCAACUAGACCUCAAAGGCUCUAGAACUGGAGGGCACCUCGGGAUUUGAAAAUUGGCUGAUCUCCUCUCUCUGUCAUCAGACAGAACUCAUGGAUUCCUAGCCACUGUCUGAGUCUGGGUCUUAUUUAGUUCUCCACUGCUAAUUAUUUCUUUCCAUAUUCCCCAGUUCAAAUUUCCAGGAUAAAGAAUUUGAUUGGGCUAGUUCAUCAAUGUCUUUUAUGUUUGAGCAGAGCUCUUUAUACCAGAUGACCUCACAGGUCAUUGACCCAGAUGGAAUGACUCCCUUGGGUCAGAUGACAACCCCAGGUCUAAUCAGUUGUGUUGAUGGAAUGGAGGUGGGGGUGAGGGACAGGGUCACAGGGUAAACCACAAAGCCACUCCUCAGGGAAUAAGCUAGGGUUUCUCCUUCAGCAGAGGCUGUGGGUGGGGCAGAUCCCCUCUGAAGAAGCCUGUGGGCCUGGCAAGGACAGUAAUUGCAGGGUAACCAAGUAGCACAAUGCCGUCUUUCCUACAGGGAAUACAAGGGAAAGCUGACUUUUAAUUAAUGAUAAACAUCCACACUUUGACCUCAGCAUGUUUUCCUUUCAGGGCCUCAGUUUCUUCAUCUGUAAAAAAAUCAGACAGUCCAUCUUAGUGAUUUCUAAGGACUGUACUUCCAUUCAGGGCAGAUCCAAGUUUUAUAAGCCUAGGCUUACAUGUUUGGAUCUCUCUCUAGGAAAAAAAAAUACGAAAUCAGGUACAAGGUCUUAGAAGGGGCCCUGAAACUCAAGCUUUCUUGGUUUCAUAUAAAUCCACCUCUGCUUCUAUUCUUAAAUUCUGUGGUUCCUUUUGGUCAUUGUUUUGAAUUUUGCCUACCUUUUGUGCUCAUAGCCCGAGACCUAUGAACCCUAAACAGGCUGGUUUUUAGCUUAAUUCCCAAAAAACAGUGUGUUCCCCAACAGUCCCUUAAAUAGACUAUAGGCAAUUUGGUAGUUUAAGAAGGAAAAAAAAACCCUGAUCCACAAAUGUUUUAUAAAUUUGAAGUGUAGUGUUAUUGAAAUUAAUUAGCAUGAUUUUUACAGAAAUCUCUUUACUUUCUAACUAUUCAUUCUUCAAGGUGCAUCCAUGCCUCAAAGAUAGAGGUAGUUUAUGUCAGCUAAUGUGCCUUCAGGCUCUUGAUUUGUUGCUAUGUAUAUUUGUUGAAUUUGCAUUUAUUGUUAUCACUGUAUUGCACCAUAAUUGCCUGUUCACACAUAUGGAUUAGUAGCUCCAAAGAGAUUCAUGGUAAUAUAAAAUUUGAUAUGAAAAUAUUGAUGUAUUAAUUCAGAAUAACUUUACGAAUAUAACAGGGAACAGUACUCUAUUGCGGAAGGUCAGUGGGGGAAGGGGGAGGAUUGUAAAUAUAUUUGUUGAGUUUGCAUUUCAAACAAGCAACCAAAAAGGAAAAGUUCUAAAAGGAAGUGUGGCAUUAUUGAAAAGCUGGCUUUAAUUGACUCAUUAGUAUAUUGUCUAAGAUGAAAUUUUAUCAAGUAGGGGCAAGAACAAUUAGUUUUCUUUCAUAACAUUUUCCACAAAAUGUUUAAUAACGUAUGUGUUAAACUAAGGGGCUUCUCCCCCAGCAUGAGACAAAGUGAUGCUUUCUUUCUAGUAUAAUCUUAAUUGAUUUUAUUAACUAAAAGCCAAAAGGGAAAGAAAUGAGAGAGGCAGCAUUGUGAGCUGCACUCCACAUAUCAGUUCCUUAAAGACUACAGCUUCUUGUUUCUGGGCUGGUAAGGUAGGGACCAGCUGUGCUCAAGAAGCCUGGACAGUGGUGCAGAUGCCUUUAUUAUUUGAGUUUACUCUUUGCCAACACCUGGUGGAGAACACAAUUGAUAAUCCAUUGUUCAGCACAACUUAAAACCAUAUUGAAAUACUUUAGUAGACUAUAAAGGAAUGUUUUCCAGAGCCUAGUAUAGCAAAAGACUGGAUUGGAAUUUACUUGCCACCACCCCCCAGGUGGACACAGCUUUCCAGCUUUUCAGUGCAAAUGCCAGUUAGUCAGCUGGUGAACUGACAGCUUAUCUAAAGUUAUAAAUCUCCAUAAGGUUGGUUCAUGCUCAGUCUGAAUAGGAAGACUCCAUUUUUUCCCCUCUUCCUCUUCCUCCUUUUACUCCUCCUCUUCCUCUUCCUUCUUUUUUACUGUGGUUGGAAAAUGGUAGACAUAAUUUUUUAAAGAAUCUGAAACAUAGUUUGUAUCAUUCUUCUUUCAUCUUUAUCAUCUCUGUUUUAUUCACCCCACAGGUACAUUUUUUUAAUGCCCAUGAUAUAGGUUCAUAGUAAAAUUAACCCAAAAGUACAGAGAAUUCCCACAUACCUCCUCCCUCUACCACACACAUAGUCUUUCUCACGAUCAAUAUACCAUAUCAGUGUGGUACAUAAUUAAUGAGUCAGCAUGAAUGCGUUGUCAAGCAAAGUCUGUAGUAAAUUAGGAUUCACUCUUUGUGUUAUUGAUUAUAUAGGUUUUAACAAAAGUAUAAUAUCAUAGAUACACCAUUAGAGUAUAAUAUAGAGUACUUUCACUAAGCUAAAAAAUCAAAUCAAGUUAAAGAACUAAUACACAAUAGAAAAAUAAAACAUAAAAUAAAAUGUAAUUCUCCUAUUGAUUAUAAGCCAAAAUAUGACAGAAUUGAGACCCAAACAUGUCAGCCUUUUCAUGUCAGUCUUAAGCCCAUAAAUGUUGAUGGGCUUAACUCACUUAUUAAAAAGAGAAAUUUUCAGCUGAACUCACUAAGCAAGAUUCAACCAAAUAGGCUGUAUCCAAAAUAAAAUUAAGAAAGGCUAAAAAACAAACAAAAAAGGAAUAAGCAAAGAUAUAACAACCAAAUAGAAAUAACAAAAAUCAGAUGUAGCAAUAUUGAUAUCAGAGAUAUAGGAUUUUAAAAGCAUUAAAUAAAAAAAUACCUUUUAGUGCUAAAAGCCACAAUUUACAAUGAAGGGAUAAUAUUUAUGAAUAUCUAUGUACUAAAUUAUAACACAGCAACUUUUAUAAAGCAAAAAGUACAAGAGAUGCAGGGGAGACACCAGAAGAAACACCUCCUAAUAGAAGAAUUUAAUGUACCACUCUCAGUAUAAGACAAAUAGACCAAAAAAAAAAAAAAAAGAUAUUGAAGAUCUAGACAAUCUAGAUAGCAUAAUCAAUAAGGGUAUAUAUCAUCUUUAUAGCCAGAUAAUAAGAAAUAUACCUUCUUCUUAAGUGCAUCUGAAAGAUUGACUAAAAAAAGAUCCUACGUAAAUUGAAAUUAGAGAAUUUCUGAAAAUCAUAAUGAAAAAUGCCACACACCAGAAUCUGGGGUAUGUAUAAAGCAAUGAUCAAAGGAAUAUUGAAAGCCUUAAACACUUAAUAAAAAUUAAAGAUGACAAUAAAUGAAUUAAAGUCUCAACUUAAAAAUCUAGAAAAAGAAUAAGAAAUAAACCAGAAUAAAGCAAAA
Molecule: messenger RNA, 4860 nt
Organism: Felis catus (domestic cat)
Lineage: Eukaryota; Metazoa; Chordata; Mammalia; Carnivora; Felidae
Gene: ICA1
Product: islet cell autoantigen 1
Exons: 7
Coding region: 1-822 (273 amino acids)
Biological process (GO): regulation of transport
Cellular component (GO): Golgi apparatus
Molecular function (GO): protein domain specific binding
Source: RefSeq, a predicted model, not a curated record